CAAAAUCUGUAACGCUCCGGAUCACCAAUUGAAGUCCUCCGCGUUCUCACAACCUUGUACUUGCAACACUGAUCUUACAACGCCGUGCUCUCGCAGUCCCACCCGCAACAAUGUCCCACCACAUCCUCCUCAUCGGCGGCCACGGCAAAGUCUCCCAACUCCUCACCCCCCUGCUGCUCUCCCGCUCCUGGACCAUCACAUCCAUGAUCCGCAGCGCCUCGCAAACCCCCGCCAUUGAAGCCCUCGGCACCAACCAGCCCGGCAAACUCAACGUCCUCGUCCACAGCAUCGGCGACGUCAAGACCGAAGCCGACGCACAGCAAAUCAUCGAGCGCGUCAAGCCCGACUGGGUCGUGUGGAGCGCAGGCGCGGGCGGCAAAGGCGGCCCGGAGACGACCCUGGCGAUCGACCGCGACGCGGCUGCUGCGUUCACCAGGGCGAGUGUGAACACGCCCAGCGUCAAGAAGUUCCUGACUGUGUCGUAUUUGUCGAGUCGGCGCGGGCGCGCAGGGUGGUGGGCGGACUCCGACUGGGAGGCUGCGCAGAAGACGAACAAUGAGAUACUGCCGACGUACUACAAGGCGAAGAUUGCGGCGGACGAGGUGUUGACUGUGCUGUCGAGGGAACGGGUUCAGAAGGAGGAGAAGGAUGGAGUACCAGCGAAGGAGCAGUUUGCGGGGAUUAGUCUGAGGCCGGGAAUCCUGACGGAUGAAAAGGCGGGUGGGGUCAAGGUGGGCAAGAUCGGAGUGGGAGGGGAUAGCAGCCGUGGGACCGUAGCGCACGCGAUUGUGGCUGCCUUAGAGACUGGGUUCAAGGGCUGGGUUGAUGUUAUUGAUGGUGAUGAGGAGCCUACUGCGGGAAUCCAAAAGCUUGCGGAUCAGGGCAUCGACACUGCUGAAGGGGAGGACUGGGAGGCGGCAAAAGAGAGGGUAGCGAAGUUGUAGGCUCGGUCAACUCGUUUACAGCUAAAUGUCUGAUCGCCUAUGGUAACACAAAAGUAUGAAUACAGCGACACUUCUGCUUCAUUUUCACAGUCCCCGUACGAGCAAGCACUAAGUUUCCCUGCAGCCUUCAUAUGGAGGACACUUCAGACAUGUCUUCCAGACGGUCAAGACGUUGCCUGCAUGAGUUCGAGCAAUUACUCAAUGUACAGCAUCUGGCUAAUCUCUACUGACACAACCAAGGCUCGACGGCAGUGCGCUGCCGA
Molecule: messenger RNA, 1207 nt
Organism: Boeremia exigua
Lineage: Eukaryota; Fungi; Ascomycota; Dothideomycetes; Pleosporales; Didymellaceae
Exons: 1
Coding region: 111-944 (277 amino acids)
Source: RefSeq, a predicted model, not a curated record